Messenger RNA from Halichondria panicea, 908 nucleotides. Its product is annotated as inactive serine/threonine-protein kinase 19-like. The record is from RefSeq and is a predicted model, not a curated record. Gene Ontology annotation, molecular function: protein serine/threonine kinase activity. Gene Ontology annotation, biological process: positive regulation of Ras protein signal transduction; protein phosphorylation. Bases 61 to 804 code for a protein of 247 amino acids. The transcript has 5 exons. Lineage: Eukaryota; Metazoa; Porifera; Demospongiae; Suberitida; Halichondriidae.
GCAGCAAGAUGCGGCUAAUUAGUGAGUGUUGCGGCUAAUUAACGAGACAAGGAGCUAGUGAUGAAGAGAAAAUCUUGUCUCAUGAGUAGUUCUAUCUCAGACUCUCUGAGCCCCUCUGUCAGCAAGAGAGCCAAGGAAGGCAAGGCCAACAUCAGCUCUGGUUUGGAGCACCUUUGGUCUCUCUUCCCUACACAAGUGUUCCUCCUUCCUCCCAUCGCACUCCGCCAUCAGCUCUACUCUCUACACACUGACAGAACUGCAGUCGAUAGACAAGUGGAGGCUCUGAGAGAGUCUGGGGUUGUGAGACUGCUCAAGUUAGGAGCAUCAGAGGAGGAUUAUUGUCUCAUCAGAUCUCAACAAUACUGUGACUACCUACAGAGCUGUCUAGGGGAGGGUGGGCUAGGUACAAAGGUCACAGAGUCAUUGCUAAAGAAUUGUCAUGAUGUCAGUGUGACCAACGAAAGACUGACAGAGCUUAAGUUCAGCAAUGAGGACAUUUCUGGCCUGGUGAGCAGAGGAGUGCUUCUGGUUAGGGACGUUGACACUGGACGGAGCUGGUGGUGUGGAGUGCCAGGGGUGAGCCCCUUUAUUAGGAGCUUAACAAGAGGACGAAGUAUGCUACAGCAAAUCAUUGGGAGGUCCAGAUUCAAAGAGAUGCUUCGUAGAGAUGUGUUGAGUAAAAGGAUGACUGUAUCUAAACUACCAAUAGAGUACCACAUCCACGAUCUGGUGGGAGGGGAUCUGCUGGAGAGAGUGGAGACCACCUCAGGAGAUCUACUCAGACUGACAGAUGCUACUCACUGAUCAUGACCCCACAAGCUAUAUCAACUGUAUCAGAACUUUUCAUUCUUCAUAAUUAUUUUGUGUUCAUUCAAUUUUUGAUUAAGUUGUUUGGCAGCGUUUUACAA